CCAUACUGCAAUCGGCCGAAAUUAGUGAUAAUAAUAAUAAUAUUAAUAUUAAAUGAUAAUGUGGGAGCCUCCACGACUAAGUGCCUCCCUGCGCGCCAAGACGGAGCUGGAGGCGCGAAGCCGCCGUUUCAGCGUCCUCCGGCAAGCCAAAACCACCGCCGCGGCGUCCACGACAACAAACUCCCAUGACAAGGAGGAGCAGACCAUAGCCAAGCUGCUGGCCCAGAUGCCGGCGGGGAAGCAGCCGGCCGCCAAGGUCCAGCUGCAGAAGCUGCGAAACCUCGUGCAGGAAUGCAUGGGCUACGAGGAGCAGCCACAGGUGGUGGAGCACGCCGCCCUCUACCUGUUCUGGCUGCUGCUCGAGCAGCGGGUGCUCCUGGUGGCCACCAGCAACCGGCUGCACGGCAUGUUCGGCAACACCUUUGACCGCAAGCAGACCCAGAUCCACGACUGCGUUCUGGCCAUCGGCGAUGCCCUGGAGGAGAACGAGAGGGCGCAGCUAAAGCGCUGGCAGCAGGCACAACGCAAGGCGCCCGGCGUCGGUCCCCUGUGGGGGGCCCACGUCCACGUCAAGUGCCGGCCGGCAGAGUGGAUGGACAUCAGCCUGCUGACGGACAUGGCUCCGGACUCCCUGCUCAAGAAUCGCACGGUCAAGAAGUUCUCCAUGCGGUACAAGGCCAAGUGUGAGGCGGCGGCCACAAAGCGCCUGGACGCCGAGACCAGCAAGCUGAGCACGGAGCUCCAGAGUCUUCUCGGAAUCGCCGAGAAGCUGGACGACGAACACCUGCUGAAUCGCGUGGGAGACAUGCUCGGCUCCAAGCGCAGCAGCGAGGAGUUGCAGAACGAGCUGAUGGAGCUGCUCGGAUUCGAUCACUUCGAGCUGGUGGGACAGCUGCUCCAGGAGCGGGACAAGAUUGCCCGGCAGCUGGACCAGUUCGCCACCCGAUCCCGUCGUGUCAAGGAAGUGAAGCAGAAGCGCAGCAAGGCGGCGGCCGGUGGUGCAGCUGCGGAGCGACGGCCCACGGUGGCCAGCGCCGUGGUGGUGCAGUCGGCCCAGGAGAAGCAGUUGGGCAAGAUGCAGCGGCGGGAGGAGAAAAAGCUGCACCGCAUCAUGCGCAGCAUCAAGGACGAGGAGGAUCAGGACGAUCCGGGAUGUGCGGUGGCCGUAUCUGUGCAGCAGCUGCGCAUGCAGCACCAACGAAGACUUCUGGAGGCCGCCCAGCGGGAGCCACUGCUGCUCAGCACCAAGGCAGCCAAGGCGGACGCCAAGCAGGCGGCAUACAACCAGCCCAUUCACUAUCCCUACGUGUUCGACAGCCAGCUGACGGCGAAGCAGCACGCCGGCUUCAUUGGAGGCAGCCGGAUAACCCUGCCGGACAAUGCCCAGCGCGUGGACAACAAGCAGUGGGAGGAGGUGAAGAUCCCGGCCAGUGAGCCGCCACCCCUCACGGUGGGCAACAAGCGCAUCCAAAUCGAAGAGCUGGACGACGUUGGCAGGCUGGCCUUCGCCAACUGCAAGGAGCUGAACCGCAUCCAAUCCGUGGUCUAUCCGGUGGCGUACCACAGCAACGAAAACAUGCUGGUCUGCGCGCCAACGGGUGCCGGCAAGACGAACGUGGCCAUGCUGACCAUUGUGCACACGAUCCGCUGUCACCUGGAGCAGGGAAUCAUCAAUCGGGACGAGUUCAAGAUCGUCUACAUUGCCCCCAUGAAGGCCCUGGCCGCCGAGAUGGUGGAGAACUUCUCCAAGCGUCUGAAAUCUUUGCAGAUCGCGGUCAGGGAACUCACGGGCGACAUGCAGCUGACCAAGGCGGAAAUGGCGGCCACCCAGAUACUGGUCACCACGCCGGAGAAGUGGGAUGUGGUCACGAGAAAGGGCAGCGGCGACGUAGCCCUGAUUAGUCUGGUGAAGCUACUCAUCAUUGACGAAGUGCAUCUGCUGCACGGCGAACGAGGUCCCGUGGUGGAGGCACUGGUGGCGCGCACCCUCCGCCUUGUGGAGUCCUCGCAGUCGAUGAUUCGCAUUGUGGGCUUGUCUGCCACUCUGCCCAACUACAUCGAUGUGGCCCACUUCCUGCGGGUGAAUCCCAUGAAGGGUCUGUUUUACUUCGACUCCCGAUUUCGGCCCGUUCCGCUGGACACCAACUUCGUGGGCAUAAAGUCCGUGAAGCCGCUGCAGCAGAUCGCCGACAUGGACCAGUGCUGCUACCAGAAGUGCUUGGAGAUGGUGCAGCAGGGUCACCAGGUGAUGGUCUUUGUCCAUGCCCGCAAUGCCACCGUGAGAACGGCCAACGUGAUCCGUGAACUGGCCCAGCAGAACGGCACCAGUGCCGUGUUCCUGCCCAAGGACUCGAAUGCCUUUGGCUUGGCCAAUCGUUCGGUGCAGAAGAGCCGAAACAAGCAGCUGGUGGACCUCUUCUCCUGCGGCCUGGCCAUGCACCAUGCGGGCAUGCUGCGGGCGGACCGACAAAUGGUAGAGAAGUAUUUCGUUGAGGGUCACAUCUCGGUGCUGGUGUGCACGGCCACCCUGGCCUGGGGUGUCAAUCUGCCGGCCCACGCUGUCAUAAUCCGGGGAACGGAUAUCUACGAUGCCAAGCACGGCAGCUUCGUGGACCUGGGCAUUCUGGAUGUGCUCCAGAUCUUCGGACGCGCCGGUCGCCCCCAGUUCGACAAGAGCGGCGUAGGCACCAUCAUCACCAGCUACGACAAGCUGAACCACUACUUGUCGCUGCUCACCAACCAAUUCCCCAUCGAAUCCAACUUUGUGCAGUGUCUGGCGGACAAUCUCAAUGCGGAGAUUGGUCUGGGCACCAUUUCGAAUGUGGAGGAAGCCAUCGAGUGGCUGAGUUACACAUACCUCUUUGUUCGGAUGCGCAUCAAUCCCCAUGUCUACGGCAUCGAAUAUGCGGAGCUGCAGAAGGAUCCCACGCUGGAGGCACGCCGGCGAGCCCUCAUUAUGAAUGCCUCGAUGAGUCUGGACAAGGCCCGGAUGAUGCGCUUCAACCAGCGCACCAUGGACAUGAAUAUCACUGACCUGGGAAGGACGGCCUCGCAUUUCUACAUCAAAUACGACACAGUGGAGACCUUUAACGAGCUGAUGAAGCCCUUUAUGAACGAGGCGGAGAUCUUGGCCAUGAUUUCGCAGGCCCAGGAGUUCCAGCAGCUCAAGGUGCGCGACGAUGAGAUGGAGGAACUGGACGAUCUGAGGAGCUACUACUGCAAGAUAAAGCCAUUCGGGGGCAGUGAGAAUAUCUGCGGAAAGGUUAACAUCCUUAUUCAAACAUACCUUUCCAAUGGCUACGUCAAGUCCUUCUCGCUCAGCUCCGACAUGUCCUACAUCACCACCAAUAUCGGACGCAUCGCGCGAGCUCUGUUCUCCAUUGUCCUGCGUCAGAACAAUGCCGUUUUAUCGGGACGCAUGCUGCAGCUCUGCAAGAUGUUCGAGCGGCGGCAGUGGGAUCUGGACAGCGACCUGCGCCAGUUUCCCGCCAUCAAUGCCGAGACCAUUGAGAAGCUAGAGCGACGCGGCCUCAGUGUCUACCGGCUGAGGGACAUGGAGCAGCGCGAGCUGAAGGAGUGGCUGCGCAGCGAUCGCUAUGCCGAGCUGGUGAUCCGCUCUGCCCAGGAGCUGCCCAUGCUGGAGGUGGAGGCGAGUCUGCAGCCAAUCACGCGAACCGUACUGCGCAUCAAGGUGGACAUCUGGCCCAGCUUCACGUGGAACGAUCGUGUGCACGGAAAGACGUGCCAGAGCUUCUGGCUGUGGAUCGAGGAUCCAGAGUCCAACUACAUAUACCACUCGGAGCUGUUCCAGGUGACCCGCAAGACGGUGUUCAGUGGCCAGUCGCAACAACUGGUGAUGACCAUUCCGCUGAAGGAGCCCCUGCCGCCGCAGUAUUACAUCCGUGUGAGCAGCGACAGCUGGCUGGGCAGCACCACCUGCAUUCCAUUGUCCUUCCAACAUCUGGUGCUGCCGGAGCACCAUCCGCCGCUGACGGAGCUGCUGCCCCUGCGCCCGCUGCCGGUCAGCUGCCUGAAGAACGUCCUCUACGAGUCCAUGUACAGCUUCACCCACUUCAACCCCAUCCAGACGCAGAUAUUCCACUGCCUCUACCACACGGACAACAACGUGCUCCUGGGAGCGCCCACUGGCAGUGGCAAGACCAUCGUGGCCGAAAUAGCCAUUUUCCGGGCCCUCAACCAGAACCCCAAGUGCAAGGUGGUGUACAUAGCGCCGCUCAAGGCGCUGGUGAAGGAGCGGAUAUCGGACUGGGAGCAGCGCUUCCAGCGGUCCGCCCUGGGACUCAAGGUGGUUGAGCUCACGGGCGAUGUCACGCCCGACAUCCAGGCCAUACGUGAGUCCCAGUUGAUUGUGACCACGCCGGAGAAGUGGGAUGGCAUCAGUCGCUCUUGGCAAACGCGCGAGUACGUGCAGCACGUCUCCCUCAUAGUCAUCGACGAGAUCCACCUGCUGGGCGAGGAUCGAGGUCCGGUCAUCGAGGUGAUUGUCUCGCGCACAAACUUCAUCCGCUCGCACACGGGCCGGGCCAUCCGCAUCGUGGGACUUUCCACUGCCCUGGCAAAUGCCCAGGAUCUGGCCAACUGGCUGGGCAUCACCAAGAUGGGUCUGUACAACUUCAAGCCCUCAGUGCGCCCGGUACCGCUGCAGGUGCACAUCAACGGGUUCCCCGGCAAACACUACUGCCCGCGUAUGGCCACCAUGAACCGACCCACGUUCCAGGCCAUCCGAACCUACUCCCCCUGCGAGCCAACCAUCGUGUUUGUCUCCUCGCGUCGCCAGACUCGCCUCACAGCCCUGGACCUGAUCACCUUUGUGGCCGGCGAUUCCAAUCCCAAGCAGUUCCUGCACAUCGCCGAGCGCGAGAUGGAGCUGAUCCUGCAGAACAUUCGCGACCAGAACCUGAAGUUCUGCCUGGCCUUUGGCAUUGGACUGCAUCACGCCGGUCUGCAGGAGCAGGAUCGCAAGUGCGUGGAGGAGCUCUUCCUCAACCGGAAGAUCCAGGUGCUGGUGGCCACCGCCACGCUGGCAUGGGGCGUUAACCUGCCCGCCCACCUGGUGGUGAUCAAGGGCACCGAGUACUUCGAUGGCAAGGUGAAGAAGUACGUGGAUAUGCCCAUUACGGACGUGCUGCAGAUGAUGGGCCGGGCUGGACGGCCGCAGUUUGACAACGAGGGAGUGGCCGUCGUUCUGGUGCACGACGAAAAGAAGAACUUCUACAAGAAGUUCCUGUACGACCCGUUCCCAGUGGAGUCCAGCCUGCUGGGCGUUUUGCCGGAGCACAUUAACGCCGAGAUCGUGGCUGGAACGGUUCAGACCAAGCAGGCGGCCCUGGACUACCUCACAUGGACGUACUUCUUCAGGCGUCUCCUUAGGAAUCCCUCGUACUACCAGCUGCAGGGUGUCGAGCCGGAGAAUGUGAAUGCAUUCAUGUCCAAUCUGGUGGACCGCGUGAUCUACGAACUCUCUGGAGCCGCCUGCUUGGUGGAGCGCGACGGAUGCCUGGUGCCGACCUUCUUGGGACGCAUCAGUUCCUACUACUACCUGUCGUACCGCACAAUGAAGCACUUCCUGGAGGAUCUGCAGUCAGGCAUGGGCACCAAGGAGGUUCUCCUGGCCAUCGCCGAUUCCUACGAAUUCGACCAGCAACCAGUUCGGCACAACGAAGACAAGUACAACGAGCAGAUGGCCGACACGAGUCGCUACAGGCCCCCGUCCGCCUCCUGGGACUCGCCGUACACCAAGACAUUCCUUCUCCUCCAGGCUCACUUCUCCCGACAGUCGUUGCCCAACUCGGAUUACCUGACGGACACCAAGUCGGCCCUGGACAACGCCACGCGCGUGAUGCAGGCUAUGGUGGACUACACGGCGGAACGGGGCUGGCUGUCGACCACUUUGGUUGUGCAGCAGCUGAUGCAGUGCGUGAUUCAGGCACGCUGGUUCGACGCCAGCGAAUUCCUAACACUGCCAGGUGUAAACGAGGACAAUCUCGAUGUGUUCCUGGACAUACCGCACGACGAUCACGACUACUUGACGCUGCCCGUGCUGAGGGAGCUGUGCAGCAGGGAGUACGAGGUGCUGGCUAGGCCUCUGAGGGAUGCCUUCGAGGAGCAGGAGAUCGAGCAGAUGUACAAGGUCAUUCAAGACAUGCCCGAGAUUGCCCUGCAAAUCUCAGUGGAAGGGCGCUACUUGGAGGAGGAGUACGCCAAGCGGCCGCUCUCACUUGCCGCCGACACCAAGGGCUACUGGAUGCCCCUGCAUGCCAACGAGGACUACGUCCUGGCUGUGGACAUGCAGCGACUCAAUGCCCAAGCACAGAAGCGAGCUGGCGGGCGGGGCUACACGGUGCACUGUCCCAAGUAUCCAAAGCCCAAGAACGAGGCCUGGUUCCUGACCCUGGGCUCCCAGGCCAACGACGAGCUGUUCGCCAUGAAGCGGGUCACCGUUCGGGGCCAGCGCUCCUCCAAUCGCAUCUCCUUCCAGGCCACACCGCGGCGUGGACGCCUGCAGCUCACGCUGUAUCUGAUGUCUGAUUGCCUGAUCGGCUUCGAUCAGCAGUACAACCUGCAGUUCGAGAUUAUCGAGACGAAGGAAGUCUAAUCCUAGACGAAUAUCGUAGCAUUCUGUAGACUUGAGGCUUAGCUAUUAGGAAAUGGAUGUUCAAAUAGUAAUCGAUCAGUGGGAUAGUGAUUCCCUCGGCACAACUUGCGUAUUUAAUGUGUGAUCCUUCAAGAUAUGUUUAACAUUUCUACCAUUAGUAACUUCGACACGAAGCCCUUUGUUAACCAACCCCGUUGAACAGGCAUACAUGCAUACAUAAAAACCGAUGAAUAAACAUUUUUAUUACGUGAAAAUAA
This is a messenger RNA of Drosophila kikkawai, 6873 nucleotides long. RefSeq names its product activating signal cointegrator 1 complex subunit obelus (gene obe). Lineage: Eukaryota; Metazoa; Arthropoda; Insecta; Diptera; Drosophilidae. Gene Ontology annotation, molecular function: ATP hydrolysis activity; nucleic acid binding; ATP binding. The record is from RefSeq and is a predicted model, not a curated record.